GACGUCCAGUUGUCCCACUGAGCUCAGUAGAACCACAAGCAGUUGGUUGAUCGGUUCCCCUCAAACGACUCGCUAUCUACCAUGGAAAAUAGAGACGCACCACCAGCCUACAAUGAGCUGUCGUCGCCUAGCACUCAAGUAGCUACAGGAGGAUUAACCGCACAGUUGACCAGUCAACAACUGCACUCUCAGGCGUCCAGCAAUCAAUUGCGUGAGCAGGUGAACAGCCAAAUACCUGUUGGACCUGCUCAGGUGAACAGCACUUAUAUCGCAGCGCAGACCUAUCAGCCAUUUCCGCAAGGACCGACACAACCGCCACUUUAUCCACCAUUCACGCAGCAGCCAACCACAUCCUGUGUGGUCAUUCACACAACGACCAAGAAUCAAGUCCCCGUUGGCCGGGAUCCGACAUUUGUGCGUUGUCCCUCGUGUCAAAGCGACGUGGUGACCACAAUUCAAACGAAGCCCACGACUCGAACACACGCAUUCGCCUUGGGAUUGUGCUUCAUUGGCUGCUGGCUCUGUUGUUGUAUUCCCUACUGCAUGGACUCCUGCAAAUCCGCCAAUCAUUAUUGUCCUGUUUGCAACGCAUUUGUAGGCAGUCGCAGGGAUUAACUAUUUAUCCCUAAUAUUUCUUACACUUCAAUUAAAAAUAAUAAUAAUACAAGUAAGAAAGCUACAGUCGAGUGUACUCGACUGUGAGAUACCAGCUACCCAAUUUGAUUAAAGCCAAUAUAUUUUGCGGUAUUAUUCUCAAAAUAUACCAAAUAUACUGCAAAUACACUAAAAAUAUACCAAAUGGUAUAUGUGGUAUAUCGAUAUAGUACCGCAUUCAAAAUAUACCAUGGACGGCUCAAUAUACCAGAUUGUCAGCCAAAGCAACUCAGACCCCUAGUAAGA
Molecule: messenger RNA, 900 nt
Organism: Drosophila nasuta
Lineage: Eukaryota; Metazoa; Arthropoda; Insecta; Diptera; Drosophilidae
Product: lipopolysaccharide-induced tumor necrosis factor-alpha factor homolog
Exons: 2
Coding region: 82-615 (177 amino acids)
Molecular function (GO): zinc ion binding
Source: RefSeq, a predicted model, not a curated record